AUCCGCCCAAGCGGAAGGAGACGCGCAAAUCGCUGCGAAUUAAAGUCAUCUCCAUGGGCAACGCGGAGGUGGCACAGAGCUGCAUUAUAAAGCGUUACUGUGAGAAGAGGUUCGUUCCCAAAUACCUGGCCACUAUUGGGAUUGACUACGGCGUCACAAAAGUGCAGAUCAGGGACCGAGAGAUCAAGGUGAACAUCUUUGACAUGGCAGGGCACCCGUUCUUCUAUGAGGUGAGGAAUGAGUUUUACAAGGACACACAGGGGGUCAUCCUGGUCUACGACGUGGGACAGAAGGAGUCUUUUGAUGCCCUGGACGCCUGGCUGGCUGAGAUGAAGCAGGAGCUGGGCCCCCACGGGAACAUGGAGAACAUUGUCUUCGUGGUCUGCGCGAACAAGAUCGACUGCGCCAAGCACCGCAGCGUGGAUGAGAGCGAGGGGCGGCUCUGGGCAGAGAGCAGAGGCUUCCUCUACUUUGAGACAUCGGCACAAACAGGAGAAGGCAUCAACGAGAUGUUUCAGACUUUUUACUCUGCCAUCAUCGACCUGUGUGACAACGGUGGGAAGCGUCCCCCCUCCAGCGUGGGGGUGGGCUUCACCAAAGAGCAGGCAGAUGCCAUUCGUAGGAUCCGCAACAGCAAGGACAGCUGGGACAUGCUGGGGGUCAAACCUGGAGCCACAAGGGAUGAAGUGAACAAAGCCUAUCGGAAGCUGGCCGUGCUGCUCCACCCCGACAAGUGUGUGGCUCCUGGCAGUGAGGACGCCUUCAAAGCGGUGGUGAACGCCCGGACCGCGCUCCUCAAAAACAUCAAGUAGGGAACAAGAGCCUCUCAAGAGCUGGAAACCUUCCCUUCCUCCCAGCUACCUCCCUGGCAGCCGUGGGGCACCCCCUCAUCCUCCUCACGCUUCCCCGCUGGCAUGGACACACACACUCCCAGCACUGGCUGUGGAAGCAGGACUGCAUCUGGGUGUAGCUGGAAAAGGGGGAGCAGAGUGAUGAGGAGGGGAGAGGGGGACCCCAAAGCCCUCACUGCAUCCAUGGCUGUGGUCGUGGUUGGUGUUAAGUGCUAAAAGCAGUGAGGUCCCCACCUUCCUGGCUGUUUUACACCUCCCAGGAGUUACCAGCCGUGGAGGGGGUUGGAUUUGUGGCUCUAAACCGUGGAUGCAGUGAGGGCAGGGUGAGAUCUGACCUGAAAGCUGCUGCGUUGGUGUCAUGGGUGGAGGAUGCCCAAGAGGAGCAGUGCGUUGUCAAGUCCUUCUGGGUUAUCCUGGAGCCAGGAUUGUCCGUGCUCCUCAGUUAUCCAAAAGCUGCACUGGUGCUGCCAAGCACUGGGGUGGUUCUGCUCCUCCAUCAAAGCUGGCUCCUUCCAGCUGCCACCCAAUGAUGGUGGUUUUGGGGGUGAGGAAAACCAUGGUUUGCUUGAGGAAACCUCUCUGGUACCACAGGGAAAAACUGGCUCCAAGAGCAUCCCUGUCUUCCCCAGCCUGUCCCUUUUGUCCUCAAGGUGCCAAGAACUGUCCCUUUUUCAGGACUAGGGCUCUCCCCCAAGCACACACCUCCUCAUCACAGCAUGGAGUCUUCUUCCACCACCUCCCUCUAUCUCCCUGAGCUCUUAGGAAGAGCCCUGCAGGCUGCAGACCCUCAAGUCACAGCUGCUGUUGGAAUAGUCUUCUUGAUUUAGAGGGGGGGUAUUGCUGGUAACCCCAAAAAGUGCUUGUAGAGGCUUAAGAUCUGGCCGUUGUCUUCCUGAGGGAGGUCAGACCCUUCCUGCCAGGCUUUUAGGGGGACCAAAUGGGACGUCCCUGGGUGUCUUGUGGUUUUAUUAGGAUUCU
This is a messenger RNA of Calidris pugnax (ruff), 1829 nucleotides long. It is a transcript of the gene DNAJC27, whose product is annotated as DnaJ heat shock protein family (Hsp40) member C27. Gene Ontology annotation, molecular function: GTPase activity; GTP binding. Bases 54 to 812 code for a protein of 252 amino acids. The transcript is spliced from 7 exons. The record is from RefSeq and is a predicted model, not a curated record. NCBI's taxonomy places the organism in Eukaryota, Metazoa, Chordata, Aves, Charadriiformes, Scolopacidae.